Messenger RNA from Alternaria arbusti, 1263 nucleotides. RefSeq lists its product as uncharacterized. The record is from RefSeq and is a predicted model, not a curated record. Bases 1 to 1263 code for a protein of 420 amino acids. Lineage: Eukaryota; Fungi; Ascomycota; Dothideomycetes; Pleosporales; Pleosporaceae. The transcript has 4 exons.
AUGUCCUCAAACGACGUCAACAAGUCAUUCUGGCUUGCUUACUGCGAUGCCAUCCGAACUCAGCUUGGAGAUGAUGCCGGCAACAAUGCCGCCUACUUCUUUAGCACUAAACCUCAACGUGCACCACUCGCUGGUCCCUCCAGUUUGAUCGAUCCAACGUAUGCCAAUCAGGGCCUAUACGAGAUCGGCGACAGGCAAUUGCGCACUGAUAGGCUGUUCUACGACCCAUCCGAUACGAGCGGGAACUCAUUCUCCCCAAGAUAUGCUUUGGAUGAUGCCACAAGAAAGGCCAGAACACGAUGGGAGGAGUACAAGAGAUACUUGGCUGCUCCCGGUGAGACCUUCUUCUCUUGGAGCGUGCAGAAUCAACCACAACUCCAGGCAUCGGUGGCGCACUACAACAACGCUGUAUCUCAAACCGACAUGUGGACAAUGCAAACCUAUAGCGGCACCGCAUACCCGCACAUACAACACAAAAAGGGUAUCCGAACUGCCGUUGAUACCCCUCAAUCCCACCCAGGCUUUAACAUGCCCGUCACCACCCUUGGUGCCCCGGACGCCGACGCCAUACUGCAGCAAAUCACAGCCAACAACGCCGUAGCACCACCCAAUGCCGACUACUAUGUCCCACUCUACUCUGCUCCGAACUACGCCGAGCAGGUGACGGAUUGGUUGAGGAAUCGGGGCGAUACCAACAAGUCGCGCAGUGAAGUGUCUUUCGACUUCAACACCGGAAACAGCGUUGAUGAGAAUAGCUUCAACCACACGAAUGGAGGCGGUGAUCACUAUGUGCCUUGGCUCUCUCUGGAUGUCAAAGACGAUCAAUCGGAGGAGGGGACCGUGCUCACCGACGGAGAUCAACUCCACACUACAAUCACCAUGUCUUGGGACGAUCAAUUCCGCGCGAUUGACAUUCAAUCGGGAAGGUGGGAUGUUCGCGGCAACUCUACCUACAAACUCAAGAGUGACGCCCCAGACGAAGUCAAGGGUCUGGCUCGCGUCGUACAAUUCGUCGUCGUCUCAAACCUCGCGUUCGAAGUCGAAUUCUCUGGCGACGCGAUCACAGAGUUUCACAGUCAUGUUGGAAGCGGCGGGACCAUUCGCCUCUUUGGUAUUCCCGUUGCCGUCAACAGGGACGCGGACGGAGAGAGUGACAUUACCCACACGGCUGAUUGGUACCCCGAUGAGGGAAGGCUGUCUGUCAAGCCUAAGCCUGACGCAGGUUUCGCUAGUGUCGUUGCGCUUGUUGGAGAGAAGGUCUGA